GCCCUUCUCUUCCUCCCCGAUGCGCGUUACCCAUGUCGUGUCACUCAUAGCACGUCGUGCUCGUACGGGCCCAGUCCCGAGAGCAGCAAAAUACUCCCGGGGACUCAGCACGCCUGCUCCUGCUGACCCUGGGCUCUACUCCGACCUCAAGAAGCGUGGUUUUGUUGCCGACGCCACGCGGCCAGACGACCUCGGAAAUGCCCUUCAAAGAUCCCAGCAGACUGUGUACGCGGGGAUUGACCCGACGGCCCCUUCGCUGCAUGCUGGACACUUGCUCUAUCUCAUGUGUCUCUUCCGGUUCCAUGCAGCUGGCCAUAAGAUCAUACCGCUGAUUGGAGGAGCAACUGGCUUGCUAGGUGACCCAACUGGGCGCCGCACCGCACGAGACCCCGCCAACAAGAGCGUGGUCGAGCAGAACGUCGCCUCGCUCGAGGCCGCGCUACGAAAAUUUUUCGAAGGCGCGACUAAGUAUGCGGAGGCGCGGGGCAUCUCGACGAGGGGCGUGCUCUCUGACCUGCAGGUCAAGAGUAAUUUGGAGUGGCACAAGGACUUCAGCAUGCUCGACUUCUUCAUGGUCGUCGGCAGUCACGCGCGUAUGAAUACGAUGCUGAACAAGGAGAGCGUCCGAACCCGCCUCACAUCGAAGGACGGCAUGUCCUACACCGAGUUCUCCUACCAAUUGCUUCAGGCCUACGAUUUCUACCACCUCUUCCGCAACUACGGAUGCACCAUCCAGGUCGGCGGCUCGGACCAGUGGGGCAACAUCGUAUCCGGCCUCGAGCUCAUCGCGCGCCUUGAGGGCGAGGAUGCUGUCGAGAAUCCUUCUGAGACCAAGGUGUCCUCGCGCUGCUUCGGCCUGACGACGCCGCUGCUCACCACAGCAUCCGGGGAGAAGUUUGGCAAGAGCGCGGGGAAUGCGGUUUGGUUAGAUACGAAGCUCACGAGCCCGUUCGCGUUCUAUCAGUAUUGGAUCUUGACUGAGGAUAAGGACGUCGAGAAGUACCUGAAGCUAUUCACACUCGUCUCGGACGCGGAGAUCGAGAGUGUCAUGCAGGAGCACAAUGCCGCCCCUCACAAGCGGAUAGCCCAGCGUCGCCUUGCUGCAGAGGUCACCGAGCUCGUGCAUCAGAAAUCCGGCCGCGAGCUCGCCGAAAAGGCCACUCGCCUGAUGUUCGGCGAUGCCGGCGACAUGACCGCCAGCGAAGUCUUCUCCGCCUUGAAGGGCGACCCCCGCCUCGUCCUGCUCGACGAAGGUGAUCUGGUCGGCGCGCGGAUAUUCUCUCUGGCCACUGAGCACGGGCUGGUGGCGUCGAAGAGUGAAGCACGGCGACUGGGCAAGUCGAAGGGGUUCUACGUGAACCAUGGGGUGGUAGGCGAGGAUAGGGCCCUGGAGCGGGAAGACCUGAUUGAGGGCAAGUUUGCUGUGCUUCGGGCGGGGAAGAGUAAUGUGCUUGUUGUCGGGCUGAGGGAGUCGGACUAGAGCUACUCACGUCAACUCCACUCAUUUUCCCAGCAAUACCAUUGCGCAUGCAUGGAUACGACGCUUCACUGGUGAACCUGCCCCUGACCAGUCCUACUAAGUAUUUGCGGUGCGUCCAUUC
Molecule: messenger RNA, 1601 nt
Organism: Schizophyllum commune H4-8
Lineage: Eukaryota; Fungi; Basidiomycota; Agaricomycetes; Agaricales; Schizophyllaceae
Exons: 8
Coding region: 20-1480 (486 amino acids)
Biological process (GO): tyrosyl-tRNA aminoacylation
Cellular component (GO): mitochondrion; cytosol
Molecular function (GO): tyrosine-tRNA ligase activity; RNA binding; ATP binding
Source: RefSeq, a predicted model, not a curated record